Molecule: messenger RNA, 606 nt
Organism: Orbilia oligospora ATCC 24927
Lineage: Eukaryota; Fungi; Ascomycota; Orbiliomycetes; Orbiliales; Orbiliaceae
Exons: 1
Coding region: 1-606 (201 amino acids)
Source: RefSeq, a predicted model, not a curated record
AUGCGAUUUCUCAAUCUCGUAACUGCUCUCGCAGCAGCAAACCUCGUGGCGUCAGCCCCUGCUGCUGCCUCUUCCUCUGCUCCUCCCGUACCCACCACUGAUGCCGUAGAAGGCCGUCUCAUUCGAGUCAAAGAUGUUUUCCCAGGCCAUGCACAAGGAGAUCUAGUAAUUGGGCAAAUCUUGGCUGUCAACGCUACUACCGAUGAACCAGAAGCGAAGCUCCAAAAACGCUAUUCUACCUCUUGCAACACUGGUCCAUACUGGGUUUUGCAAGACCAGGCUAACCGUGCUAUUGCCGGUGUGUGCACUUACAUGCGCGACCAUGACGAUGUCAAGCCUCAAUUUGGCCGUCAAGUGUCUAUUCGAUGGGAUCAUUAUCAGGACACUUCUGGGACCUGGGUCCACAUCAAGGAUAUUUGGGGUGUUGACAAGAAUGGAAACUGGGUCCUCAAGGCUCCAUUAGCCUCUACCUUUGACUGGGAAUCCUGCUUCAACUCUUUCUUCGAGUUGAUCUACUCAUGCCGCGGUACUAAUCCCGAUACCGCCGGGGGUCAGCUCUGGGGAUACGGCCUUGGAUGGGAAAGCGGUCUUUCCUGGUUUAUCUAA